Messenger RNA from Owenia fusiformis, 872 nucleotides. The record is from the annotation of a GenBank genome assembly. Lineage: Eukaryota; Metazoa; Annelida; Polychaeta; Sabellida; Oweniidae.
UAUAUUUUGAAUUUCAGCCUGUUUUACCUUCGAAUAUAUAUGUAAGCUAACUUGUGACGUAAGCAUUGACCUUGCCGAAGACAUUUUGAAAUCGCACGAUUAAUUUUUCCAAGAGAAAGAAAAAUGGGAGUCCCAGAAGGAAAUGCAGAUAAAGGAAAGAAAAUCUUUGUGAGGUCCUGCUCACAAUGCCAUACAGUUGAGCAAGGAGGCAAACACAAGGUUGGACCUAACCUUCAUGGGCUGUUUGGACGCAAAACUGGACAACAACCAGGAUUUUCUUACACUGACGCUAAUAAAAACAAAGGUAUUACAUGGGGAGAAGAUACUUUAUGGGAAUACCUUGCCAACCCCAAGAAGUACAUCCCAGGAACCAAGAUGGUGUUUGCUGGUCUCAAGAAGGAGAAAGAAAGAGCCGACCUUAUCGCUUACCUCAAGAGCUCAACAUCCAGUUAAUAACAAAUAAACUUAGGAAAUUUAAAACAUUAGGGACAUACCAAAAUCAACAUUAAGUCAUAAUUUGGAAUACAUGAUCAUACAAAAGACAUCCAUCAGGUCCUUUCUUCCAAUAUUAACACAUUCUUUCAUUUCCUCUCAUGAAAUGUAUAAAAUAACAAUCAUUCAGACUUAAUUUUAGUUUUAUUAUAUAUUGAUAGCCACAGAAUGAGUGUAGAUAGUGUGAUUUGAACAUGAUAUUUUAGCAAUGCACUAAACCUUUUUCAAUAGAGUAAGUAACAACCUUAUAAUAUAUCUAGACUGUUAAAGUCAGAACUUUACUAUUUUAAUAAGUGUCAUAUUGUGAAACUCAUUAUUUAUUGACUACCAGUGCAACUACAUUGGACAGUUACAAAUAAAACUAAAGGAAAUGCAACAAA